Centropristis striata (black sea bass) is the source of this 2316-nucleotide messenger RNA. RefSeq names its product NLR family CARD domain-containing protein 3-like. The transcript is spliced from 5 exons. NCBI's taxonomy places the organism in Eukaryota, Metazoa, Chordata, Actinopteri, Perciformes, Serranidae. Bases 1 to 2316 code for a protein of 771 amino acids. The record is from RefSeq and is a predicted model, not a curated record.
AUGGAUCAGUGUGAGGACAGAGAGGAGGGAGACCCUCCCUCUGAAACCACUCUGUGUGAGGAACAUGACAGCCAGACCAAAGCUAGGAGGAGCAAGCUGGAAAAACCUGAACCCAGCUGUGUAUCCAUGAAGAGUGACCGAUCUAUGUAUCUACCUAUAUUCUUCAAAUAUGAACGCCACUCUGUUGAUCAAAGAGUGGACCAGGAGAGCUCAGAGGUUCCCGGUGGUCCCUCUGCCCAGCAGCAUCAAACACACCUGGACUCCAUAUUUGUGCUGCUAGAGGAGAACAUCAUCACUUUUGUGAAGAACGAGCUGAAGAAGAUCCAGAAGGUUCUGAGUUCAGUUGACCCAGAAUGCUUAGAGGACCAGUGGGAGAAUGAGGAGGUGUUGGAGGGUGAGAAUAAGAAGCAGACGAGGAGAAGCAGAGAGGAGUUUCUGAAGAUCACACUCGAUUUCCUGAGAAAAAUGAUGCAGGAGGAGUUGGCUGACUGUCUGCAGAGCAUUCAUUCAGGAACUCGUGCUGCAGUGUGCCCACGUAAACUUAAAUGCAACUUGAAGAAGAAGUUCCAGUGUGUGUUUGAGGGGAUCUCUAAAGCAGGAAACCCAACCCUUCUGAAUCAGAUCUACACAGAGCUCUACAUCACAGAGGGAGGGACUGCAGGGGUCAAUGAUCAACAUGAAGUCAGACAGAUUGAAACAGCAUCCAGGAAACCAGACAGACCAGAAACAACAAUCAGACAAGAAGACAUCUUUAAAGCCUCACCUGGAAGAGAUGAACCAAUCAGAACAGUGCUGACAAAGGGAGUGGCUGGCAUUGGGAAAACAGUCUUAACACAGAAGUUCACUCUGGACUGGGCUGAAGACAAAACCAACAAGGACAUAAUGUUCACAUUUCCAUUCACUUUCAGAGAGCUGAAUGUACUGAAAGAGAAAAAGUUCAGCUUGGUGGAACUUGUUCAUCACUUCUUUCCUGAAACCAAAGAAGCAGGAAUCUGCAGGUUUGAGAAGUUCCACGUUGUGUUCAUCUUUGAUGGUCUGGACGAGUGUCGACUUCCUCUGGACUUCCACAACACUGAGAUCCUGACUGAUGUCACAGAGUCCACCUCAGUGGAUGUGCUGCUGACAAACCUCAUCAGGGGGAAUAUGCUUCCCUCUGCUCGCCUCUGGAUAACCACAAGACCUGCAGCAGCCAAUCAGAUCCCUGCUGACUGUGUUGACAUGGUGACAGAGGUCAGAGGGUUCACUGACCCCCAGAAGGAGGAGUACUUCAGGAAGAGAAUCAGAAAUAAGAAGCAGGCCGGCAGAAUCAUCUCCCACAUCAAGACAUCACGAAGCCUCCACAUCAUGUGCCACAUCCCAGUCUUCUGCUGGAUCUCUGCUACAGUUCUGGACCUGUUGAAAACCAGAGAGGGAGGAGAGCUGCCCAAGACCCUGACUGAGAUGUACAUCCACUUCCUGGUGGUUCAGUCCAAAGUGAAGAACAUCAAGUAUGAUGAAAGAGCUGAGACAGAUCCACACUGGAGUCCAGAGAACAGGAAGAUGAUAGAGUCUCUGGGAAAACUGGCUUUUGAUCAGCUGCAGAAAGGAAACCUGAUAUUCUAUGACUCAGACCUGACAAAGUGUGGCUUCGAUAUCAGAGCAGCCUCAGUGUACUCAGGAGUGUUCACACAGGUCUUUAGAGAGGAGAGAGGACUGUACCAGGACAGGGUGUUCUGCUUCGUCCAUCUGAGUGUUCAGGAGUUUCUGGCUGCUCUUCAUGUCCUUCUGACCUUCAUCAAGUCUGGAGACAAUCUGAUGGAAGAAGAACAAUCAACCUCCAGGCGAUGGACCAGACUGAGGAACAAACCUGAACCAACACGUCUCUACCAGAGUGCUGUGGACAAGGCCUUACAGAGUCCAAAUGGACAUCUGGACUUGUUCCUCCGCUUCCUCCUGGGUCUUUCUUUGCAGACCAAUCAGACUCUCCUCAGAGGUCUGCUGACACAGACAGGAAGUAGCUCAGAGACCAAUCAGAAAACAGUCGAAUACAUCAAGAAGAAGAUCAGUGAGGAUCUGUCUCCAGAGAGAAGCAUCAACCUGUUCCACUGUCUGAAUGAACUGAAUGAUCAUUGUCUAGUGGAGGAGAUUCAACAGUCCCUGAGAUCAGGAAGUCUCUCCACAGAUAAACUGUCUCCUGCUCAGUGGUCAGCUCUGGUCUUCAUCUUACUGUCAUCAGAAACAGAUCUGAAUGUGUUUGACCUGAAGAAAUACUCUGCUUCAGAGGAGGCUCUUCUGAGGCUGCUGCCAGUGGUCAAAGCCUCCAACAAAGCUCUGUAG